AUGAGUCUAUCCAUGGGGGUCAAACCAUAUGAAUAUGACGAUGGCUUCGAAGACAGAUCAAAAAUGAAAAGUAGUGACUUUAACAGAAGUCUCCAGAGCAUUUUAAACUACCCAUAUUUCAAAUCACUACGAGAUAUAAUAAUUUCGUUGCUUAUCUUUAUUCUCAUUCUCGUCACUAUACUACUGCGUCUAUUUAUCUUUGGGUCAUCGUAUUCGCCGAAUCUCAAAGGUAUUGACGAUACUGUCCAGUUUUUCGAUCUUGCAAACUAUAAUGGAAAACCGAAUGGAUGGCAAUACGAAGAACGUGUGCUAUUCUGCGUACCUUUGCGUGAUGCUGCAGCCCAUCUCCCCAUGUUCUUUGAUCAUAUGAAGAAACUUACCUACCCACAUCAUUUGAUUGAUUUGGCUUUCUUGGUGAGUGAUUCGAAGGAUGAUACAAUGGGUGCACUUUUAAGACAUCUCAACCAAGUGCAAGAGUCCCCUUUACAAUUUGGUCAAAUCGAAAUUUUUGAGAAGGACUUUGGUCAGGCUAUUGGCCAAGGCUUUAGUGAUAGACACGGGUUUGCUGCUCAAGGACCCAGAAGGAAACUUAUGGCUAGGGCUAGGAAUUGGUUGUGGUCAGUUGCCUUGAAACCCCACCAUUCAUAUGUCUAUUGGAGAGAUGCAGACGUGGAAACCAUUCCACCAACCAUAUUGGAAGAUUUGAUGCAUCACGACAAAGAUAUCAUUGUGCCCAAUGUCUGGAGACCUUUACCUGAUUGGUUAGGAAAUCAGCAGCCGUAUGAUUUGAAUUCUUGGCAAGAAAGUGAUGGAGGAUUGCAAUUGGCAGAUACAUUGGAUGAAGAUGCCUGUAUAGUUGAGGGCUAUGUCGAGUACCAAACCUGGAGACCUCACUUGGCAUACUUGAGAGAUCCAUAUGGAGAUCCCGAAGUUGAGAUGGAGUUGGAUGGUAUUGGCGGUGUGUCUAUAUUGUCGAAAGCAAAAGUAUUCCGUUCUGGAUCCAAUUUCCCUGCAUUUUCGUUUGAAAAACACGCCGAAACUGAGGCAUUUGGAAAGUUGAGUAAACGGAUGGGGUUCAGUGUUGUUGGCUUGCCUCAUUAUGUGAUUUGGCACAUAUAUGAACCAUCCCAAGAUGAUUUGAAACACAUGGAAUGGAUGGCUCUGGAGGAGAUUCGACAACAAGAGGAAAUUAAAAUAAAAAACAAGUACGAUAAAGUUUGGGACAAAGCGUAUGUGGACGUACAAGGCGACUGGCAAAAGGAAAAAGCAAAGGUGUUGAAAAACACCGAUAUGUCCAAGGUUAGAAAGAUACAAGUUGAUUGGUCUGGUUCUGAUGAUUGGCAUCUAGACAAAAAUGUCAAAGCUGGGAAAAAUUAG
Molecule: messenger RNA, 1377 nt
Organism: Lodderomyces elongisporus
Lineage: Eukaryota; Fungi; Ascomycota; Pichiomycetes; Serinales; Debaryomycetaceae
Gene: ANP1
Product: Anp1p
Exons: 1
Coding region: 1-1377 (458 amino acids)
Biological process (GO): protein N-linked glycosylation; cell wall mannoprotein biosynthetic process
Cellular component (GO): mannan polymerase complex
Molecular function (GO): alpha-1,6-mannosyltransferase activity
Source: RefSeq, a predicted model, not a curated record